This is a messenger RNA of Meloidogyne enterolobii, 3333 nucleotides long. Lineage: Eukaryota; Metazoa; Nematoda; Chromadorea; Rhabditida; Meloidogynidae. The record is from the annotation of a GenBank genome assembly.
AUGAAACAAUUAGACCAUCCAAAUAUUGUAAAACUUUAUCAAGUUAUUGAAAACGAAACAACACUUUAUUUGGUAAUGGAAUAUGCUAGUGGUGGUGAAUUAUUUGAUUAUUUGGUAGCUCAUGGAAGAAUGAAAGAAAAAGAAGCUAGAGCAAAAUUUAGACAAAUUGUAUCAGCUGUUCAAUAUUUACAUUCUAAAAAUGUGAUACAUAGAGAUUUGAAGGCGGAAAAUUUAUUGUUGGAUUCUGCUAUGAAUAUCAAAAUUGCCGAUUUUGGAUUUAGCAAUACUUUUUCUCCAGGAAAUAAAUUGGACACAUUUUGCGGGUCACCACCUUAUGCUGCACCAGAACUCUUUCAAGGAAAAAAAUAUGAUGGUCCAGAGGUUGAUGUAUGGAGUUUGGGAGUAAUUCUUUAUACUCUCGUCUCUGGUAGCCUUCCUUUUGACGGGCAGAAUCUCAAGGAAUUGAGAGAACGGGUUCUUCGUGGCAAAUAUCGUGUUCCUUUCUAUUUAUCAACAGAUUGCGAAAAUCUUGUCAAAAAAUUCCUCGUUUUAAACCCUGCAAGACGUGGAACAUUAGAAACAAUAAUGCGUGAUAAAUGGAUGAAUAUGGGUUAUGAAGAAGAAGAAUUGAGACCAUAUACAGAACCAACAAAAGAUGUUAGGGAUGAAAGAAGAAUAUUAAAAUUACAAGUUUUUGGAUAUACUUUACAAGCAAUCCAUGAAUCUUUGGAAUGUGAAAAAUUUGAUGAAAUUUAUGGGACAUACUUGCUAUUAAAAGAAGCUAAAAAACAACAAUUGCAACAACAGCAGCAGUCUGCACAACAACAACAACAGCAACAACAAGUUCAAGGAGUUCAGCAUCAUCAAGAAGGAAGCAUUUCUUCUGCGGCUGGUGGAGGUGGUGGUGGAAAUGUUGUUACUGCGUCUGCGGCAGAUAAUCUUCCUUUUAAUCAAUCAAUGGGGUCGACUGGUCAGUAUCCUCAACGUCCCUACACUUCUGUCCAAACUUCAGCUUCUAAAAAUACAAGGCGUGCAUCUUCUAAUGCUGAUCAACUUCAAGCUGUUCCACCAAUUGCUGUUGUAGAACCUAAUAAUGCUGUGACAACAACAACUCCUUCAAAUACGAAUAUAAUGCCUCCUCCACCCUCUACUCAGCCCCCUCAAGCUGCAAAUUUAUCAGUAGCAGCUAUGAGAGCACAACAAAAUGCUGUACAACAACAACAGCAGCAACAAGUUGCCUUUCGUAAUGCUGCUUUUGGAGGUGUAACGAGUGGUCGGCAGCCUGCUUUAAGUGUUCAACCAUUAGCUUCUCCAGCCUAUAUUCAUCCAAUCCAAAAUGCAAAUGUUCGUAAUUUACCAGCAGGUGCUGGUACAGUUGUUGCUUCAGGAAAUCAUCGAAAAGGUUCAGCUCCAGGUGGACGUGUACCUCUUCCAAAUUUGGGAUUGCGUACGGGUAUUCAACAACAACAACAACAAAUUGUACCAGCAAACAAUUCUGUUGCUGCUGCUGCUCAUCAACAAAAUCGCAAAAACAUUUCUAAUGGUUCAAAUAAUUCAUCCUCUAUAACAAGAGCUCCACCAGGUUUUUAUAAUGCAUCAGCAAGUAAUCCUUUAUCAGCAAAAUUGGUUGCAAAAGCAACAACUGGAGGAGGUUAUGUUGUUCCUGGUUGUGGAGGUGGAGGAGGAAUUGUUUCUUCUGCUAUGCAGAAGAGCGUUUCUCAUGCACCGCGGGAACCUUCUAUUAAAGAGGAUGAAGAUGAACGGUCAUCUUCAAGUCGUAAAACGCCUCCAGUGCAUGGAACUAAACAACCUAUAAUUGCACCUACUGCAACAAUUUCAACAACUGUUCCUCCACCACCAAUAGUAAUACCUCCACUUAUUCGAAGUGGUGGACGUUUAUCUUUUGAUGAUGGUGCCUCUGCUACAGAUAAAUGCAUUAAUGAUACAGAAUUUAUGUUAACUUCUCCAAGACCAAUGACUGAACGUGGUGGUGGUGGUCAACAACAACAACAACAACAAUCAAAUCAAUCAUCAACUGUUGCUGCUGGAAUGGCUUCUGAUUUCGCGUGCCUUGGUCUACAUCAGAGUCCAUCAAUGCCUCCAAUUAUGAUGAAAACUUUGUUGAGCGCAGCAGCAGCAGAAUUGGGAGGAACAACAAUAGGAGGGGGAGGAGAAACAAAUGAAUAUUCCUCUAAAAUGACAAAAUCUGCUACAGGAACUCAUAUUUCUCCAAUGAACACUCAACUUCAUCACGGAGUUCAACAACCUUUCAAUCAACAACAGCAACAACAACAAAUGGAAAAUUCACAAACAAUGUUUGGCCUUCUCCAACAAAACACUACAAACUCUAGCAACACUAGCAACAACAGUAGUAAUAGUAAUUUUCCGCGUGGUUCGCGCAACAGACAAACAUUUCAUGGCAAAACUGAAUACAACAAGGGUAGUUGUAUUGGUUCUGGUGCCUUUACUGAAGACGAUGCGUCUGCAAUAGGAGCAAAUGAGUCCGAGAUUGAAGAAGCUAAUGCAUUAACAAUUGGUCCUAUUCCUUCAUCAAGCGGUGGGGGAACAAUGCCUACUAGUCAGUAUCAUCAGCAUCAACAACAACGCGGUUCCUUUCUUUCCAAAUUGACAAAAUUAACAAAAAGGGGGACUGGACCAACAGAUCAUCAGUCAUCGAUAUAUGCACAACCACCACCACAGAUUCAUCAUCAACAAACUUCUCCAGUAAUACAAGCAACACAUCAACAACAACAACAACACCCUCAACCACCUUUAAAUACUACAAAUAAUAAACAUAAUCAACAUGCUGUUGGGAGAGCUGGAACAAUAGGUCCAUCCACGGGCGCAGCUUUAGCCGCCCAACAUCAACAAUUUUUGCAACACCAACAGCAACAACAAGCUGCUUUUUCUGCUCCGAAUACCCCUAAUCAGGCCCAACAGCAACAACAACAAUGCCUCCAAAAAUUAUUUGAAACUGACGGACAAAAUAGUCCAAGCGGUGAAGCAAUUAGUGGUGGAGGAGAAGAAGUUAAACCGCGCUCUUUGCGUUUUACUUGGUCAAUGAAAACUACAAGUUCAUUGGCACCUGAUGAAAUUAUCAAAGAAAUCCGCAAGGUUUUGGACAAUAACGGGUGUGAAUAUGAACAAAGGGAACGAUAUUUGCUUCUUUGUAUGCAUGGGGAUCCACAAAAGGACACACUUGUUCAGUGGGAAAUGGAGGUAUGCAAGUUGCCUCGUCUUAGUUUGAAUGGAGUCAGAUUUAAGCGAAUUUCUGGAACAUCCAUUGGCUUUAAAAACAUUGCUUCAAAAAUCGCGCAAGAGUUAAACCUUUAA